AUAAACUAAACAUGCUUGUUCAGAUUUAUAGACACGCCUAAUUGGUAGCUAUUUUUAAUUAUACUCAAAGGCGUGGCCUAUUUAUGAAUACAAAAUUCGAGCUCUUUUCCGUUGUGGUGCAAAAAAAAAAAAACAUUCCAGUUUCCUUUUGUUUAGAUGCGCGUUUCAUGAUCUCCCUGGUUGUGAGUUCCACAUCCUGAUUAUAUUUUAGCUAAAUUUAUAGCCAUCAAAAAAUUAUCAUUGUUCCAAAUCCGAUUGUCAUCCGAUUAUUUAUCUACUGUUUCCAUUUGUUUUAUCAGUUGGUUCCGUUUCGGCAACAAAUAAUAAUAAAAAAAACUCUCUUUUUUUCUUGUGGUUCUAAAAGAAAAAAACGAUUCCGUUCGAUGUUUUCACAUCGAUUUUGUUAAUUCAUUUUUAUAUUUGGCUUUAUUUUUAUUGAUUGCCAAUCCCUCAUCCAACAGGUAUCAUCGUGUAACAAUGAUGACUAUGGAUCAUCAUCAUCAUAAUAACCAUCAUUCAAUGAGUCAUAUACAAAUGAAUGCUAUGGAUAUAUCUGAAACGUAUCAGGCAACAAAUUCCAUACAACUUCGUACACAUCCUACUCAUGCUACGAUAAAUUUUAGUGAAUUGGGUAAAAAAUUACUUGAAUCUGCACGCAAUGGUGACAGUGAAGAGGUGAUUGAAUUGAUCAAUUCUGGUGCACCAUUUACUACUGAUUGGCUUGGUGCAUCACCAUUACAUUAUGCAGCUCAAUAUGGUCACGUGGAAACUGUCGAAACAUUGUUACGAUCUGGUAUUGCCAAAGAUGCACGUACUAAAAUUGAUCGUACAGCUUUGCAUGUUGCUUCGCAAGAAGGAUUUUUGGAAACGGUCAAUGUAUUAAUAAAUUUUGGUUGCGAUGUCGAUUCAAAAGAUAUGCUCAAAAUGACACCAUUACAUUGGGCAGUUCAACGUGGCCAUAGACAGAUUGUUGAAUUAUUGUUAAAUUCUGGAGCCGAUGUUAAAAUAAUCAACAAGUUCGAUAAGACACCAAUCGAUGUAGCUUAUAGCUGUGGCCAUGAUGAUUAUGUGCCUUUAUUAAAAAGUUAUCUAGGCAAAGCCAAACCUAAAAUAAAUCCCAUUGAUAAUACAAUGCAAGUGAAAAUGAUGAAAAAUCAAGCGAAAUCUCGAUCAAAAUCGAAUAAUACAGUUAGAAAUAUAAAUAAACCUAUGCCACAUCAAUUGGUCAAACAGGAGUUCGAUGAAGAUAUUGUUGGUGAAAUUCGACAUGUAUCGACUUCCGAUGGUUUCAUAACAAAUUCCACAACCUCAUCAAAUGUGGCCAAUAAAAAUCAGAUUAUAAUCAAAAGAACAAGUCUAGAUAGCAGUCAAUUACAGAAUGGCAGCCAAACAUUACAGACGACAGCAUCCGGAAAACUUGUCUUAAACAAUACCUCAAUAACGAGUCUUGGCAAUAAUUCAAAUGCGAAAAAAUUGUUCGCUAUCAAUUCUCCGAAUUCCAACAUUGUAUUGCUAUCGUCACCAAGUAGCGGUUCCAGCAACAAAUUAAAUGACAGUGGUAGUUGUGUUAACACACCCACCGGUCCCAUAAAAUUGAUGACGACAGUUGGAUCAAAUAAAAAGCCUGUAUUUACCGAAAUAAAAGAUGCAAAAUCUUUGGAAAAGUUUCAAUUCUUCAAUCCAUCGAAUAAAGGCUCGCAACCACAAGUUAUUAAACGUUAUGUGAUCAAUCCAAAUCAAACGAAUUCUUCGACCAUCCAGGAAAAAGAUGCCGAAAUAGCCAAACUAAAAGAAGAGAAUGGAAAAUUGAAAAAAGAGCUCGAAGAGAUUCGUUCAUUAAUCAUAUCAAAAGAUUUAGAAAUUGAGCGGCUAAAAAAAUCGAAAACUACUACCAAUCAAUCAACCGCUGAUAAACAAGAAAUAUCUAGCAAUCAGCCAACACCAUCAUCAAAUUCGCCACCAACACUUGAACUUGAAGACGAUGAACAAUUGGACUAAUGUUAAUAUUUUUCAAUCUAUUUGGAUAUCUAUUAUCCAUCCAUUUUUCUUGUUAUCAGACCACCAAUUUAUUGCAUCAUAUUGCUAUAUAUAUUUUUUUCUAUAUUUAAUCGAGUUUUGUUAUUCGAGUAUUGAGAGAAAAUUAUUUUUUCUAAAAUAUUCUUCAAGCUACAAUUCAUUUGAUACAUAGUAUUCAGACUAUUUAAAAAA
Dermatophagoides farinae (American house dust mite) is the source of this 2208-nucleotide messenger RNA. RefSeq names its product Ada2a-containing complex component 3 (gene Atac3). The record is from RefSeq and is a predicted model, not a curated record. Gene Ontology annotation, molecular function: protein binding. Lineage: Eukaryota; Metazoa; Arthropoda; Arachnida; Sarcoptiformes; Pyroglyphidae.